CAUGGCUUCGUCCGGCUCCUCCAGCACCUCAAGCGGGCCCGUCGCCACAGGAUCUCGAAGGAGGCGGCUCGUUCUGAGGCUGAGCCAGAAGGACGCCCUGCAAGCGCUCUUUCAACGGAACCCCUACCCUGGGAUAGCGACCAGAGAACGGCUGGCCCGGGAGCUUGGCAUUGCCGAAAGCAGAGUUCAGGUCUGGUUCCAAAACCAACGCAGAAGACGGUCAAAGCAGAGCCGAUCGCCGCCGUCUGAAUAUGUGCACCGAGAAGGGGAAGCGGGGCCAACGUCCACGCCCACGCCACCGUCGCGCCCGCCUCGACCUCAGUCUUCCUCUCCAGGAGACUCGGCCCGAGAGGCCCGGAGAAAGAGGACCGUCAUCUCUCCUUCCCAAACAAGCAUCCUUGUGCAAGCCUUCACGAGGGAUCGCUUCCCGGGGAUUGCCGCCAGGGAAGAACUGGCUCGUCAGACGGGAAUCCCAGAACCUCGAAUCCAGGUAUGGUUUCAAAACCGAAGAGCUCGGCACCCCCAGCAGAGCCCGAGCGGGCCCGGCGGCGCAGCAGCCACGACUCCUCCUGCUCCAGAGGACCGAAGGGCCCCACCCGCUGUCCAGAGCACCUCUCCUCCCCUUCGCCCCUCCCCGCCACAGGAGAGCAUUGCCACCCUCGGCGGCGGCGGCGGCCGCAGCUGCUCCCCGUUGAUGAUCUUCAUGGUCCAGCCCAGCCCGGUGGCUCUCCAGCCAAGUGGGAAGCCACCACCUCCUGCCCAGGUAGCAGUUCCCUGGGCCGCGCGCUCCCCUGCCGUCACGGCCCCCGGGCAGCCUGGGCAAGGGGCCAUCCUGCCGCCUGGACAGCCGGAGGCACACAUCCCGCGCUGGCCGGGGUCACCCUACGGGGAAGGCGCGGCCCCUCCGCUAGAGCCACAGCCCCAGCCCGCAGCCUCCCAAGCUCGACGAGCCUCCUCGACGAGCUCUCGGCGGCCGCGGGCGUCCCGCCUCGCCGGGGCCUUCCCGGGGGCCGCUGCCGACCACGGGGUGGACCCGGCCCUGCCAGGCGCACCCAGCCUCCUCGACGAGCUCUUGGCGGCGCGGGCGCCCCGCCUCGCCGGGGCCUUCCCCGGGGCCCUCUGCCGUCGCAGCGCAACAGGCAGCUCUCGCUGGCACACCCAGCCUCUUAGAGGAAAUCUUGGCUGCCACCGGCACCGGCCAUCCGCCACCACGGGGCCUUCCCUGGGGCCCUGUGCCG
Capra hircus (goat) is the source of this 1238-nucleotide messenger RNA. Its product is annotated as double homeobox protein 4C-like. Lineage: Eukaryota; Metazoa; Chordata; Mammalia; Artiodactyla; Bovidae. The annotation marks the transcript as partial. The transcript is spliced from 6 exons. The record is from RefSeq and is a predicted model, not a curated record. Gene Ontology annotation, molecular function: DNA binding.